AUGGCAAAAAGAAUUGCACUCAAAAUGAUAUUUGGUGAUGUUAGUGAAAAGUAUAGCAGGGUGUGGGAUUAUGCGGAGGCAAUAAGGAAAUUUAAUCCAGGAAGCACUGCAAUCGUCAAAUGCAUUGGAAUAGACAAACCCCCACCUUUGUUCCAAAGGAUGUAUAUAUGCUUGCCAGCAUGUAAGGAGGAUUUUUUUGCUGGCUGUAGGCCUAUUAUAGGUGUUGAUGGGGCACAUUUAAAGGGACAAUUCCCUGGGAUUUUUUUGACUGUUGUAGGUAAAGAUGGGAACAAUAACAUCUUUCCUGUUGCCUGGGCUGUUGUUGAAAUAGAAAAUAUGAAAACUUGGACUUGGUUUCUAAAUCUCCUUGUAAAAAAUCUUAGGUUAAUUAUUGCAUCUAGCAGUUGGGUACAAGCAGGAGGUGAAGCUUUCACCUUCAUGAGCGACAGGCAAAAGAGUUUGGUUAAAGCUUUCAACUCAGUAAUUCCUGAAGCUGAAAUUAGGUUCUGUUGCAGAGAAAUGAAUAAAAUUAAGAAGAUUUCUGCUGAAGCAUAUGAAUAUCUAGCUGUCAUUCUUACAAAACAUUGGUCUAGGCAUGCUUUUCCCACUAUUAGUAAAUCUGGGAUGUUGUUAAACAACUAUUGUGAGUCAUUCAAUAAAGUUUUAAGAGAAACAAGGGGGAAGCCUAUAAUUUCUCUAAUGGAAUGGAUUAGGAGAAUGAUUGAAAAAAAUACAAAGGAUAUAUACGAUUUAAGGGUAAUCCUAGUGGAUGUGUUUGAGUUUGAGGUGGAUGAUGAUGAAGAGUCUUACGUUGUCAACUUGACCAAUAAGACUUGCCAUUGUGGAAGUUGGACACUUAUUGGGAUCCCUUGUAAACAUGCAAUGACUUGUAUUGUUCUUAGAAAAUUAAAUUGCAACCAAUUUUUCCACGAGGCCUAUCAUAUAGAAACGGAUGCAAAGACCUAUGGUCCAAAGUUUCAUGGUAUGCCAAGACAUAAUAUGUGGCCCACAACCACUUUGGCCAAAGCACUUCCUCCACCAUUUCGAAAGAUGCCUGAAAGGCCAAACAAGAGGAAAAGAAAGAAGGAAGCUAAUGAAGGAAAAAGGAGGGAAGAAGCCUGCAUGUGCUGUUAG
Molecule: messenger RNA, 1134 nt
Organism: Amaranthus tricolor (Joseph's coat)
Lineage: Eukaryota; Viridiplantae; Streptophyta; Magnoliopsida; Caryophyllales; Amaranthaceae
Exons: 4
Coding region: 1-1134 (377 amino acids)
Molecular function (GO): zinc ion binding
Source: RefSeq, a predicted model, not a curated record